Molecule: messenger RNA, 1413 nt
Organism: Colletotrichum spaethianum
Lineage: Eukaryota; Fungi; Ascomycota; Sordariomycetes; Glomerellales; Glomerellaceae
Product: isoflavipucine cluster transcription factor ATEG_00326
Exons: 2
Coding region: 1-1413 (470 amino acids)
Biological process (GO): regulation of DNA-templated transcription
Molecular function (GO): zinc ion binding; DNA-binding transcription factor activity, RNA polymerase II-specific
Source: RefSeq, a predicted model, not a curated record
AUGUCUGAUGGUCCGAUUCGGAAGGCCUGCGACAGGUGCCACAGGCAAAAGCUCAGCUGUAAACGCGUCGGCGAUGAAGCAUGCGAGCGGUGUAUCAGACUCAAGGAAGAGUGCACCUCAAGUCCUUCUCUGCGCUAUCGGAAGCAACACCAGCACGGCUCGACUCGAGACUUUGCACGUAAAGGUGUCUCGUCACCUAAGCGGCAACGGACCUCGGGCGGCCACCCAGUUGCGCACACUGAUCUGUCGAUCGUCAAGGCCCAGUCUGUUGGUUCUGUCUGCAGUAACACAGGAUUCGAAGACAAUGGUGUCGUUACAUCCGAUGCCAUGAUGGACAUGGUCGACUUCGACUUCAGUUUUGGCCACCCCACCGGGCUCUAUCAGCCAGGUCAAAACCAGCAGCAGCCGGCACCCCAGACAUUCGGCGGCAACAUGGACGCAUUGAUGUCGGAUCACGGAGAUGCCAUCGCCCACUCUUGGAGCCCUGUUCACUCUACAGCAUCGGACUCUGCAUUUACUUCGCCUAUGGCUCCGGAAACAGGCCAGGUCGGCCGUCCCUAUCUCGGAAGCCCUUUAUCCUACAGGCAAAUGUCGAGAUCCAGUAAGCAACACGACUCAACUCCGCAGCGGAAAUCGAAAAAGCGUGCCAAGCAAAGAACAAGACAGAUCAUGCUGCGGCCGUAUGCUGGUGGCCAAGGCUCAUCGACGGAGGAGUGGAUGCCUCGCAUCACCGAAGUCAACUCCCGACUCUUUGAGCUUUCGUCAGAUCUCCCCCUUCAGACGGACCCUUCCGAGGACACCAGCCGAUCCAGCAUAGCCUUCACGCCCGAUGACGGAAGCUCCACGACGACGCCUUUCCCUAUCGAUGAGAUGUUCAAACUCUCGCGUCACUUCGCAGACGUCCUUGCGGAGAUGUCUCCACCCAUGGAGGUGGGCUCUCCCGCAAGCGAUGACGGAGGCUCUCUACUCGCUAGACGACUCAACUCCUUGUCGGAUCCGGCGACCUGUCUCUUCGUUCUCUCGACAUAUGUUCGGUUUCUGGACAUGUAUCAAAAGGUCUUUAGCUGCAUUCACUCAGAGCUAGCACAGCUAGAGUCGGGCAACCUGUUUCAGUCCUGGAAGCUUCCUGGCGUCACUGUGGGCUCAUUCGCAGUUGAUUCGACGCCGUCGCUACAGAUGUCUCUGACCAUUCAGUUGGCCGAGGAGUUCCUUCUACAGAUGCGGCGAGCAACUGCAUCGCUAGAUCCAGCUCUGCGAUCGGAUGGCUCGCCAGCAGGCAAGGCACCUGACGCAACCUCCAUGUUCUCUGGUGUAGUCGAUGUCUCAUUCCAGGCCCUGAAGAGGCAAGAAGAAAGCCUAGGCAAGGAGCUAAAGGAUCUACGCAAGGCAAUGGAGGCAUUGCUCGACGGAUGA